UGUUUCUGUAUACUUCAUUCUCUUGACACAAUGGUAGCGCAAACAACAACCCCAUUACUUGCCUGUCAUACUGACCAAUGGAAAGCCACACUUGUGAAAAACAUGGUGGGAAAGAAACUGGACCAGCUUCGUACACCCUCUCUUGUUAUCGACAGAAAAAUUGUAGAAAGACACUCAAAGAAACUCUCUUCCGUUACAACCGAGUUGAACACUAAAAUCAGAGUUCAUGUAAAAACUCACAAGUCCGUCGAAGGAACACGCAUCCAACUCGAAGGUGCUAAAACUCAAGCCAUUGUCGUGUCUACUAUGGCAGAAGCUCAGGCAAUGAUUAACUCUGAAUUGACUCACUCUCAACUUUUGCAAGACGUGCUCCUUGGCUUUCCUAUCACUCCAGAUAAAUUCAGCGAGAUCUUUGAACUUUCCAAAAAGGUUACUGUUUUUCAAAUCUUCAUUGAUAAUUUAUCGACUUUGGAGGCAUUGGAAGCAUAUUACACAACAGAGUAUGGUGAAAACGACGAUUCUCAUAAGAUGAGCGUGUUUUUAAAGGUUGAUUGUGGAUAUGGACGUGCAGGUGUCCCUAUUAACGAUCCUGAAACAAUUGAGUUAGCGAAGAGGCUUCAAAAAUCACCCUGUGUUGAUUUUACAGGAAUCUACACUCACGCUGGCCACUCUUAUUCUUCAGAAAAUUCAACAGAGGCACUUGAAUAUCUUCGAAACGAAUGUGACAUGGCACGUCAAUUUCGCGAUUAUUUUGUUCAACACGAUAUCGAAAUUAAGCAUGUUUCCAUUGGCGCCACACCUACUGUCAAAGCAAUCACCGCUUUUAUGCAUGAGGACUUACCCGCUAUGAAAAAAAUCUUGGAUGGUAUUAGUGAAGUGCAUGCAGGUGCGUUUUCAUUUUUGGAUAGACAACAAGUCUCGACAGGAUUAGGUGAUUACAAUGAUGUAGCAAUCACAGUGGCAUGUCGUAUUGCAAGUGUAUACAAAGAUCGUGACAGUCUGUUGAUUGAUGGUGGCGCAUUGGCAUUUUCAAAAGAUACUGCUCCUCAAGGUGGCUUCGGAUGUGUACUGGAUCCACAAGAAAAGGAACCAAAAGUGAUUGCAACCCUAACUAAAGUUUCUCAGGAACACGGUAUCUUGCAACAUUUGGAUGAAUCCACUUUAUCUAGACCCGAAUUACAAAUCGGCAAACUUAUUCGCGUUAUUCCUAAUCACUGUUGCUUAACCGCGGCUUGUCAUUUAUUCUAUCUUAUUAUUGAGGAUGGAGGUGAUACAGUCGUUGAUGUAUGGGUUCCUGUAAGAGGAUGGUAGAAAGAUUAAAAAUUGUAUCAUUAUUGAAUAGCUGAAAUAAAAUUAGCAGAAAACUUGUAUCUAUUUGUGUUUUAUA
Messenger RNA from Mucor mucedo, 1387 nucleotides. RefSeq lists its product as uncharacterized. Gene Ontology annotation, biological process: D-serine catabolic process. Gene Ontology annotation, molecular function: D-serine ammonia-lyase activity. The record is from RefSeq and is a predicted model, not a curated record. NCBI's taxonomy places the organism in Eukaryota, Fungi, Mucoromycota, Mucoromycetes, Mucorales, Mucoraceae. Bases 31 to 1311 code for a protein of 426 amino acids. The transcript has 5 exons.